GCCAACCUGCUAGAAAUGGAAAAAUCGUAGUUUUUGGCUAUAAAAAACGUACUAAGUUGGCAUCCCUGUUUCAAUACAAAAAAAAAAAACGCGCGGUGAGUUUUUAAAAAUUUACGAUUUUUAGUUGACAAUAUGGUUGUCAAGUUGGCAUCCCUACUGCAAUUGUUUCAAUUCAAAAAGUGCUGUGAAAAUGGGAAGACAUCGUACUCCAGAUCAAGAGGCUUUUAUCGUGAAUUUUAUGACGGCCCAUCCCGACAAAGCCAAGGGCUAUGUCAAAGGUGAUAAAGUCCUUGUGGCGAAGGAUUGGGACGAGAUUUGCGGCGGCCUUAAUGGCAUGGGUCCACCAACAAAAAGCGUCGAAGAGUGGCGCCCAGUUUGGAAAGACUGGAAGGCUGCCAUCAGAGGAAAGUUGGCCAAAAAUAAGGGAGAGACGAGAGCUACCGAUGGCAGCUCUUGCAAGAUAGAGCCGCUGGUAGAGGGCAUCACCACCAAAGCCAUCAAAAAGGGCUCGCUUCAGCAGCGACGGCCACAAUAGAACGCCAGACGACGGUGAAGUAAUGGAGCAGAAUGCCAUUUUUAGGCAUAUGGUGGAUGAGCUCCGGGAGCUCAACAAGGGCAGCCAGGAAAUGUAGCAAAUUUUAUUGGAGUCUAUGAAGCAGCAGCUCGAAGAGAAAAAGAUUUGUAGCUAAAAUGGACGACAAAAAAAAUUGAUGUGAAAAAUAUUGCAUUUUUGAUUGGAGUCUAUGAAGCAGCAGCUCGAAGAGAAAAAGAUUUAUAGCUAAAAUGGACGACAAAAAAAAUUGAUGUGAAAAAUAUUGAAUUUUUGAUUUUUAUUAGUGUAUGGUGUAGAAUAUUGUAAAACUUUAUUGAUUUAAUAAGAAUUGUUGGGCUAUGCACUUUGAAACAAGA
Molecule: messenger RNA, 909 nt
Organism: Drosophila willistoni
Lineage: Eukaryota; Metazoa; Arthropoda; Insecta; Diptera; Drosophilidae
Exons: 3
Coding region: 191-535 (114 amino acids)
Source: RefSeq, a predicted model, not a curated record